AUGGUCAAGAUGCUCCUCGCUCUACUAAGCGGCAUCAUCGCUGCAUCCACCACAGUGAAGGCCGCCGACACGACGCCGUUCAACUGGAAAUCCAUCACUCCCACCGCCGACUUACAGUACCGCAACUGCUACGGUAAGUACAAAUGCGCUCGUCUCCAGCUGCCUCUCGACUGGCUCAAUACCACGGACAAACGCACCGUUGCAAUCGCCAUGACGAAGCUCCCCGCCACCGUGUCUGACAACGACGCAUCCUUCGGCGGCUCCGUCUUCACGAACCCCGGGGGGCCUGGCAUCCCUGGCAUCCCAUUUAUGCUCGCUAGAGCGAAUCAGUUGCGCACUAUGAUUGACAACAACCGCCACUACGAAAUCGUCUCGUUUGACCCGCGCGGAAUCGGCUUCAGCACGCCGCAGUCGCAGUGCUUCCAGAGCGCGCUCGCCCGUGACUCUAUGGCGCUGCAGCUUCGAGGAGCCGGAAGUUUAGACCAGGGGAACCACGCCCUUCGGUAUAAUCACGCCAUCAGGGAAUCAUACGCCGACCUUUGCCAGGAGUCUGACGAGGAGCAUGGCGAAAUCAUGGGCUAUGCUGGGACCGCAUCGGUGGCCCGCGACAUGGUCGCCAUGGUGGACAAGAUCGAUGAGCUACGCAGGAAGACAUCCAAGCGAGAGGAAGUCACUGAGAGGGGUGAGAAGACCAAACCAGAUCUCCCUAGGCUCCAGUACAUUGGAUUCUCGUACGGAACUAUCCUCGGGAACUACUUCGCGUCCAUGUUCCCCGGCCGUGUUGGUCGGAUGGUCCUCGAUGGUGUUUCCAACUCAUACGAUUACUCCAAAGGUCCUGGUUGGCUUACUAGCCUCGUUGACACGGACAAGAUCUACUACAACUUCUUCAAGGGCUGCUACACCGUCGGGUCUCUCGUCUGCGUCCUCCGAAAGCCGUACGACACCUGUCCUGGCGAUAUCAAGACCCGCGUUGAAUCCUACAUCGCCCGCCUUGACAAGUCGCCCUUGGCCCUCCAGUAUGAAAACGCCCCCUUCAUCCUCAGUGGCAGCGAUGUCCGCUCCAUCAUCGCCCUCGCCCUGUACGACCCUGUCGCACUCUUCCCUACUCUUGCCUACGGGCUUGCCGAAGGCAUCGCUGGCAACCCGACACCUCUCGUCGCUGCCGUGGUCAACAACGGAGCCUUUCCUUCACUCAGCGACGACUGCAAUGCGACCACCGCCAAUAAGGCCGUUGGCCCAGGUGAGGAGGCAGGUUUCGCCGUUAUUUGCGGCGACGGGGACGAUGUUACGUCCAAGGAUCUCGCCUGGUGGAAGUCGUAUGUCGGCCAGCAGGUCUCCAGCUCUCGCAUCCUGGGGCCGCACUGGUCUGGCAUCCGCUUUGCUUGCUCGAGCUGGCGCUUCCGAGCCAAUUGGCGUUUCCAAGGGCCCUUCACCACGCCUCCCGCCAACAAGAAGGGAGUAACAGGCGUCCCUACGGCGCCUCUCCUCUUCAUGUCCAAUCGUCUCGACCCCGUCACGCCCCUGAGUGCCGCCAUCGCCAUGCGUGUCGGUCACCCGGGCUCCGGAUUAGUAGUCCAAGAGACCAUGGGACAUACAGUGGCGGGCAUGUAUGCCAGUUCGUGUGUGGACAACAUCCUCGCCGACUACUUCGAGUUUGGCACCGUCCCUCCCAAGGUAGCAUACUGCCAACCUGCCCGCAAACCCUGGGAUAUUGGUUCCAGCACCAGCAGCAAGUCGAAGCGCAGUGUUGGAGCCAUUACGAAAGUCCCCUCGAGCCUUUGAACAUGGCGACCACUGCGCAGGACAUGAAGAAGAUUAACCACUCCGGAGGACUUGGGAACCGAACUAGAUUGAUAUCAAUAAAGUCCAUAUCUCAGCUCCUCAUCAAAAUUCUCUAUUAUCAAUGAGUAAGCCUGUAGGUCUCCAACCUAAAUGCCGGGGCCACCACAAAAGAAAAACACGUUCGCGAUCCUCACUCAGCCUGACCAACACAAUAGAAACGCAAAAAGGAAAGUCCCGAAGAACCAAUAGUACUGCGUAAUCUGGGAAUCGAACCCAGGGCUCCCCGACGCUGCUCGAAUGGCAACGGAGAAUUUUACCACUAAACCAAUUACGCU
Molecule: messenger RNA, 2117 nt
Organism: Ilyonectria robusta
Lineage: Eukaryota; Fungi; Ascomycota; Sordariomycetes; Hypocreales; Nectriaceae
Product: TAP-like protein-domain-containing protein
Exons: 2
Coding region: 1-1782 (593 amino acids)
Source: RefSeq, a predicted model, not a curated record